This is a messenger RNA of Drosophila pseudoobscura, 869 nucleotides long. It is a transcript of the gene Listericin, whose product is annotated as listericin. Lineage: Eukaryota; Metazoa; Arthropoda; Insecta; Diptera; Drosophilidae. The record is from RefSeq and is a predicted model, not a curated record. The transcript has a single exon. Bases 353 to 808 code for a protein of 151 amino acids.
UUUGACUUUCUUCAGGUCAGUGAUCACAUGGAGGACUUCGACACGUUUGGUUUUUUUAAGCGGGAGAAGUAAACCCCCAUUCUGGAGGCCUGUUCGGUGAAUGAAGCUGUGAAGUGGCGAUGUUUUUUGAUUGUCUCUCUAUUUGGUGGGAGAUUCGUUCUGGAAGCAGCAAUCGACGGGCAUGGGAAUUCCACUGACCUCGGGCACUUUUGCUGAAAUCAUCGAAAACCAGAUAAUUGCCGAGUGGCGGUAACUAAUGAUACUUGGCCCCGAAUUCGCAGGAUGAUGAUGUCGUUCUGCUUGCGGGACUCCCCGCUGUUGUUUACUAUAAAAGACCCCGUGCCCAUCCGAUAUGGCAAUAGAAGCAUUUCAAGACUCAAAUAUGAAACAAUUCCUGCUGAUAGCACUGGUCGCCGCUCUGGCCCUGGCACUGGUCCAUAGUCAUCCGUUGGAAGAGCAGCGCCUUACACUGGAGGACGCCGAUGCCCAGCCCGUGAACGAUGAGGGAGCCGGCAUUCGAGCGGCCCGUCACUUUGGCGGCGGCUUUGGUGGAUUCGGGGGCAGAGGAGGUGGCGGUUUCUGUUGCGGCGGAGGAGGCGGUGGAUAUCGCAGAGGCGGCUUUGGCGGCGGUGGCUUUGGAGGUGGUUAUCCAGGCGGUGGCUUUGGAGGUGGUUAUCCAGGCGGCUUUGGAGGUGGUUAUCCAGGUGGCUAUGGAGGUGGCUACCCAGGCGGCGGUGGUGGUUAUGGCAGUGCAUCUGCCUCGGCUUCAGCCUCUGCCUCCAGCUCCGGAGGAUACUAUGGCAAGUAAUGGCCAAAUGAUCUGAACUGUGCUAAAAAUAGAUUAAAGUCGAAAUUAAACCAACAAAAAA